GCAUUGUGAUGCGUUUCUAGAGCUGGGAGAAUUCCAGUGGGCACCACAGAGGGAUCAGCAUACUCUUGUCCUCUCCUUCUGUAGGUAUUCUCCUCCAGCUAAGCAAUGGAUUUCUGUGAGUGAAACAAGGCAAAAUAAGUAGUGAGUUUGGUGUUCAAGAGAUUAUAUCAAGUCAGAAAUCCAUCAUGGGUGACCUCCAGAGACUUCUAAACCAAGGAGAAUAUGCUCUUUUUGCUUCUGCUCCCGUGCUUGAAAGCAGGUUUGUUCAGAUUAACCAAAGAGGGGAACUGGUUAAUCUCCAUAAUCGACCAACCGUUGUGACCCUUGGCAUCUGUGCUCCUAAUUCACCAAUGCCCAGUGGAAUUCUGCUAGCACACAAGGUGCCCGUGUCCCCACAGGAAAUAAAGGCAAAUCUUGAGAGAUUCUCAGAGCCUCCAUCUCAAGUGGAACAGCUAGCACUCAGCAGGUUCUUGCCCUUGAAGUUUGUAGAACUCUCUGUUCACAACUCAGAUAAGAAACAACUCAUGUUAAAAUUAGUAAAUGGCCGUUCCUAUUAUCUAGAGCUCUGUGCUCCACCAGAUCAACAGCAGCAGCUAUUCCACCACUGGUUGAAGCUAAUCUCUCUGCUGAAAAGUCCAGAAGAUACAAGCAAUACCAAUGACAACACAAUAUGUGAGGAUUCUGGCACGAGUCACGAGAAAGCUCCCAGCCCCGAGAUCCCAACAGACAAUAGCAACAACUCGCAAAAUGUGCCUAACCCCAGAACAGAGGAAGAAACUGUUAAGGAAGAAACUGUUACUGAACAAACCCCCUCCAACCAAGUUCCCAACUCAGGUAGUGUGGGUCCCAUGGAAAAGAGUGGAAGGGAAAGGGCAACCUUCAGCAGCUCCAAGGAAGGAAUCAGACUAGAAAACACCAUGCAGUCAAAGAAUAAAGAUCCUCUGGAUACAGUAAAGAGCAGAAGCAAAGAAAGGAGGAAAAGCAGGACAGAGAAAACAAAAUCCAAAAAAGGGAAAACAUCACAUUCUUCAGGAAAUCAAAAGAGUGGCAGGAAGUCAAGCAUAGGCUGCUUCAGGUUAAACUCCAAAUAAUUUGUCAGUGAGAAGGAAUAACA
Messenger RNA from Coturnix japonica (Japanese quail), 1114 nucleotides. It is a transcript of the gene GARIN2, whose product is annotated as golgi associated RAB2 interactor family member 2. Gene Ontology annotation, cellular component: nucleus. Lineage: Eukaryota; Metazoa; Chordata; Aves; Galliformes; Phasianidae. The record is from RefSeq and is a predicted model, not a curated record.